AUGGGUUGUGUAUCAUCGAAGCAGUUCAGACGAGCUCCACCGCAUGAGGAUGCGGCUCUCCUGGCCAAAGAGACCACAUUUUCCUUGAAUGAAGUGGAGGCCCUCUACGAGCUGUUCAAAAAGAUUAGCUAUUCUAUAUUCAAGGAUGGCCUUAUUCACAAGCGCCAAUUUGCAAACUGCCAUUUUCUUCAACAGGAGGAGUUCCAACUUGCUCUCUUCAGGAACAGCAACCGGAAGAACCUUUUCGCCGAUCGGAUAUUUGAUCUGUUUGAUCUGAAGCGAAACGGCGUGAUUGAAUUCGAGGAGUUUGUUCGGUCCCUCCACAUUUUUCACCCGGAUACACCCAUGGCAGACAAGAUUGCAUUUGCAUUCAGACUAUAUGACCUGCGAGGCACCGGCAGCAUUGAACGUGAAGAGUUGAAGGAAAUGGUGCUUGCAAUCCUGAACGAAUCGGACCUACUUCUUUCUGAUGAUGCCGUCGAACAGAUUGUAGAUCAGACAUUCAAGCAGGCAGACCUGAACAGCGACGGGAGGAUAGAUCCCGACGAAUGGAAAGAGUUUGCAAGUAAGAAUCCAGCCUUGCUGAAGAACAUGACUCUCCCAUACCUGAAGGACAUAACCAUGUCAUUCCCCAGCUUUGUUGUCUACUCUGGAGCCGGCGACGAAGAGUUGUAG
Molecule: messenger RNA, 675 nt
Organism: Triticum turgidum subsp. durum (durum wheat)
Lineage: Eukaryota; Viridiplantae; Streptophyta; Magnoliopsida; Poales; Poaceae
Source: the annotation of a GenBank genome assembly